AUGGCAGGAAAUAUCACAGUUCCCUACGUUCCAUUUGACCAGUUCCACUGGUCAAUGUCUCAUGUCGGUCCUUUGCCCUGGAACCAAACCGUCUGGUCCCUCAUAGCAGUCUUUACCGCGCUUCCUCUUUGGAUAACCAUCGAAUUGACAAUAUGCGUCUUUUACCUCUUCCGUCGCUGGUCAGGACUGUACUUUUGGUCGGUCCUGAUCACCACCUGGGGAGUCACUCUACACGCCAUCGGAUUCGUGUUAAAAGUGUGCGUGCCGAGCUGCAACUAUAUAUUUAGCAUGGUGGUCGCCGAACUGGGCUGGAUGGGGAUGGUGACGGGGUUCGCAAUGGUGAUGUAUUCGCGACUCAGCCUCAUUGGCUUCGUGAUGCGGAAUCGAUACAUUUUGCGACUUGCUCUCGCCAUGAUCAUUAUUAAUGCCAUUGUGUUGCAUACCUCGACGAUCACGAUUUUCGCCAUCGGCAUAGAGGAGCCCGGUCCCAAGUACCUCUCGUAUAUGAACAGCAUCGAACGCAUUCAGAUCGUCAUCUUUACUGUGCAAGAAGUCAUCCUCAGUACGAUAUACAUCUACGGUACAUUCAAAAUGGCCCAGGACUCGUUCAACAAGCGGAUUCGUGCGACCAUAUCCUAUCUCAUCGUCAUCCAGGUCGUUUCCAUUUUGCUGGAUGUCUUGAUCGUCGUGCUCGAUUUCCUGGACUACUACAUUCUCAAAUCCUUCGUCCACUCGUUUGUGUACGCUCUGAAACUACAGCUUGAGUUUGCCAUUCUGAACGAGUUUCGCGAGGUCCUUGCGAAGAUGGCACCGCAGUCGAAUAGUUAUGAUCUUGAUCAAGAGGCGUUUCGAAUAAUGGAUUCUAACACAAUUAAAUAA
This is a messenger RNA of Talaromyces rugulosus, 879 nucleotides long. RefSeq lists its product as uncharacterized. The coding region runs from base 1 to 879 and encodes 292 amino acids. The record is from RefSeq and is a predicted model, not a curated record. The transcript is spliced from 2 exons. NCBI's taxonomy places the organism in Eukaryota, Fungi, Ascomycota, Eurotiomycetes, Eurotiales, Trichocomaceae.